This is a messenger RNA of Mercenaria mercenaria, 3081 nucleotides long. RefSeq names its product polypeptide N-acetylgalactosaminyltransferase 5-like. The transcript is spliced from 11 exons. Bases 526 to 2634 code for a protein of 702 amino acids. Lineage: Eukaryota; Metazoa; Mollusca; Bivalvia; Venerida; Veneridae. The record is from RefSeq and is a predicted model, not a curated record. Gene Ontology annotation, cellular component: Golgi apparatus.
UGUGAUUAUACCAUUCGAUUUUGUGCAACACGUGUUUGCAUUCCAUUGAUAAAAACAUUGGUGCACGUACAAUAGGGCAACAUCUGUUUCCAAGGGAUCAAUUUGGUAAAGUCCGAUGUCGUUCACAUUAAGACGUGGUAUUCUACGUAUGUCUGUAGCUGACAUUCUGCCAAAGAUGUUCAAUUUAUAAUUAAUCAAAACCGUAGAGGAGUUAAUAUUCUUCAGACAACAGUGAAUUAUUCUAGACGCCAAUGUCAGAUACAUUUGCGUAGAUCCUACUUGUAAAGAGACAGAGGAUUUCACGGAAAGAAAAAGAUGAUCAGGAACACCGUCUGUUCUGUUAAAACAUGCUGCAAUGACGUUUAAGUUGUAUCUACUUGAUAGAAAACAUAUGUGGAUGGAUAAAAUUGUGACAACUUUUACUACAGUGAAUUCAACGGAUACAUAGCUAGUUCAUCACUUCUGACAUCAUUCUUUUAUAUAAUUUUUAUACAUAGUCCUCAAAAAACAGUCAUUCGUGUGAUAAUGAUACCCACAAGAUAUCUAAAGCGACUUUUCGCUAGACUCAUAGCUGUAGCAAUUUUCUUCUCUUUAGCUGUUUUCAUUUUUGACUCUAUAAUGGAUAAUGGAACCGACUCUAAACACGAAUUCGGCUCAGAUCAUGAAAAAGAACAAAAUCCGAAUUUUAAAGACAUAAAAAGAAAAGAUUUAAGUGAUAAAGUUAUUAAGGCUAGUCAUUUUCAUGAGAAUGGUCAUGGAAAUAAAGAAAUAAAAGAUAAUAUUGCUCAAGAAUCUCAAAAUGUAAAUGAUGCAAUUGAUACGGGCCAUAUAGACUCAAAACAAGACAAUGAAGAGUCAAACAAAGAUAAAAAUAUAAAUGCAGAAAACGAUAGAAAUAUUAGACAUAAAGAAAGUAAAACUGAACAUGGCGUUGAGGAUGAAGGGGUCGGGGAUCAAGGACGGAAAGACGAAGGUCAAAAGGAGAAAACUGGUCAAAAUCAUAAAGGAGGAAUCCAAAGUGAAACAGACAAUGAAAAGGAUGGUCGUGCCCAGAUAGAACCUCCAAAGGACAGGAAACAACAACCACAAAACAAUGGACCAGGUGAAAAUGGAGAAGGUGUUGAUAUUGACAAGUCUAAACUAACACGAGAACAGCAGGCGGAUUUUGAUAAAGGAUGGGGUGAUAAUGCAUUUAACCGUUAUGUCAGUGACAUGAUUUCACUACACAGAAGCUUACCUGAUGUUAGAGACCCAGAAUGCAAGACACUGAACUACGGGAAAAAUUUGCCUAGUACAUGCGUAAUAGUAAUAUUUCACAACGAGGCUUGGAGUGUAUUACUACGCACGGUGCACAGUAUUUUGGACAGAUCACCAGAGGAAAACUUAAAACAGAUAAUUCUUGUUGACGAUUUCUCAGAAUUUGAGCAUUUGAAGGAACCUCUUCAAAAGUAUGUUGACCAACUUGAGAAAGUUUCUCUUGUCCGGGCACCUGAACGAUCUGGACUCAUUCGAGCGCGACUUAUGGGCUUUGAUCAUUGUACUGCCCAGGUAGCUGUGUUCUUGGAUUCUCACUGCGAAGUUACAGAGGGUUGGCUAGAACCUUUGCUAUUUAGAAUACAACAGAACGACACAAAUGUUCUGGUACCCGUUAUCGAUUCGAUAAAUGACGACACAUUUAAAUAUCAUUAUUCCGCUGGUUCCGAGUCCGAACCUCCUAUAAUCUACGUCGGUGGGUUCCGAUGGGACUUAAGGUUCCACUGGCAUGCUAUACCAGACCAUGAGAAACAAAGAUUGGAGAGUAAAAGAACAUCACCUAUAAGGUCACCGACAAUGGCAGGUGGUCUGUUUGCAAUUUCUAGCGAUUACUUCCGCAAACUUGGCACCUACGAUAGUGGGAUGGAUAUAUGGGGUGGGGAAAAUCUCGAGCUUUCUUUUAAAACUUGGAUGUGUGGUGGUACGCUUGAGACGAUCCCUUGCUCACAUGUUGGUCACGUGUUCAGAAAAAGAAGUCCCUACAAGUGGGGAAACCGCAAUGCUCUUCAGAGAAACCUUGUGCGUUUAGCUGAAGUAUGGCUUGAUGAUUUCAAGGACUACUACUACAUGAGACUAAAUCAUAACUUGGGUGACUACGGAGAUGUAAGUGAACGAAAAGCUUUAAGAGAGAAACUUCAGUGUAAAAGUUUCAAAUGGUACCUCAACAACAUUUAUCCCGAGCUUUUCGUACCGGGUGAUUCCAUUGCUUCAGGAGAGAUUCGAAGUAAAGACAGAGCUAUGUGUAUAGAUGCUAAUACUGACACCGAGUCUGGCAGGAACCAACCUGUCUCUGUAUACCCGUGCCACUCACAAGGCGGCAAUCAGUUUUGGUUGCUAAGUGGAUUCAACGAGAUCAGACGUGAUGAAUACUGUUGGGAUACCCCUGACGGCCAGCAGGUCAAAAUCUACGGUUGCCAUGGAGGCAAAGGUCAUCAGGAGUUCAUUUACAGAAAUGACGACUCCAUAUAUAACCCAAAUUUCCAGAAGUGCGUGGAAAUGACCUAUGAUGCUCAAGGUCUCCAGCUAGCUAUAUGUAAUGAUAAGCCUCGCCAGAAAUGGCAGAUGAACAGAAACCCACCAAAAGGGCCAAAGAAAGAAUAGCACAACGAAUGUCUUUAUAUCAACAGCUAUAUUUAAGACAAUCCAUUGUGUAAUAUCAAAAGUUGUAUGGAUGAAUCAGUAUAAGUAUAUGAAUGGUACACAAUAGAUUUGUGUUUUCUGUAGCUAUAUGCAAUAGGUUAUAUCAGCUACACAUAUGCCAUACGUUUUUAUACCACAUUGUGUAAACUGGAAACAACAAUCAUUUUAAUAUUAAUCAUGUUUACUAGUUUUUCAGUAUGACAUGAACGUAAUUUUGAACCAUUUACAGUGUAUGUUAAUAUAAAUUCACGACAGUAUUUAAAAAAUGAAAUUUUAGAAAUAUUCGUAAACGCAAAGUUUGUUUGAAAGUGGGAGGAGCUACAGCAGAAUAGAAUGUUUCCAUUGUGUAUUUUAUUAUUCUGAUUACUUGUACUGUUCAUGUAAUGAAUAAAAUAAUUUAUUUAAAAU